GCCCACCAGAGGCUGUGAAUGGUAGACAACUCAUCGUAUUUCGUUCCACUGGCGAGUAUCACACCAGUUAGAGUGUGGGGAGGCUGAGCAGAGCGCACAGCUACAGUCAGCGAUCCUCAGAUGUCAUGUAAAGUAACUGGCAGAACAGUGGAAAUUUUUAUCUGAGAGGAUGAUGACUGUGCUUUAAAAGCACUGAAAUACGCACGAUUCUUUUUUUUUUAUUCAUAGGAUUUCAUGUGCGCGCUAAAGUGGCCAUGGCGCAUUUUACGCACUACAGGUAACCAGUGUUUUGGAGGCUAAAACAACCAAAUCAUGGAUUAAACUGCAAGUAUUUUUCCCCACUUUCUUCAGCAGAGCUGAAAUGGCGGCACUUCGUAGAAAAUUUGGCGAAGACUAUCAGGUGGUUAACACAAAUCGGGCUUCAUCUUUUUCUGCUCCGGUCAAGAAAAAACGCCAGCGUUUCGUGGAGAAGAACGGUCGCUGCAAUGUGCAGCACGGAAACCUCGGUGGAGAGACCAGCAGAUACCUCUCUGACCUGUUCACCACUUUGGUAGACUUAAAGUGGCGAUGGAACCUACUGAUCUUCAUCCUAACUUACACCAUCGCAUGGCUGGUCAUGGCAUCGAUGUGGUGGGUCAUUGCGUACAUCAGAGGAGAUUUAAAUCAUGGCCACGACUCAUCCUACACCCCCUGUGUGGCCAAUGUUUACAACUUCCCCUCAGCUUUUCUGUUCUUCAUCGAGACUGAGGCCACAAUUGGUUACGGCUACCGGUACAUUACGGAGAAGUGCCCGGAGGGCAUAAUCCUUUUCUUGUUCCAAUCGCUGCUGGGCUCCAUAGUGGACGCUUUUCUCAUCGGUUGUAUGUUCAUAAAAAUGUCCCAACCCAAGAAACGCGCAGAAACGCUCAUGUUCAGUCAGGACGCGGUGAUUUCUCUGCGAGACGGCAAACUGUGCCUCAUGUUCCGUGUGGGCAACCUACGGAACAGCCACAUGGUGUCCGCACAGAUCAGGUGCAAGCUUAUAAAGUCUCGUCAGACACCUGAGGGCGAGUUCCUGCCUCUGGACCAGUGCGAAUUGGAUGUAGGCUUUGGAACGGGUGCAGACCAGCUCUUUCUGGUAUCCCCUCUCACCAUUUGUCAUGAAAUUAAUCCCAAGAGCCCCUUUUUCGACCUAUCCCAGCGCUCUCUCAUGAGUGAACAGUUUGAAAUUGUCGUUAUCCUCGAGGGCAUCGUUGAAACUACCGGUAUGACAUGCCAGGCAAGAACGUCAUACACUGAGGAUGAGGUUUUAUGGGGCCAUCGUUUCCUACCAGUAAUGUCCCUGGAAGAGGGUUUUUUCAGGGUCGACUACUCUCAGUUCCACAGCACGUUCGAGGUGCCGACACCACCGUACAGUGUCAAGGAGCAUGAAGAGAAGAAUUCUCUCCCCUCGCCUCUGUCUACUCCUACCCCCGCACUGACUGAGAGCCACGGUGCCCGACGUGACCGCGUGUUUUCUGUGGAUUGUAUUAACACUGCUGAGGAAAGGGGCCAUCAUGUAGGGACUGGGGUUCGACUUCCAAGCAAAUUGCAGAGGAUGAGUUCAUCGGGGAAGGAGGACCUUCAGAGGAAAGUGCUUAUGCUUAGCUCCCAGCACUCAGAGAAGGCCUGCAGCACCGGAGACCUCCCCCUAAAGCUGCAACGUCUCAGUUCCUCACCUGGCCCCGAGGCAGCAAAUCGUCUAGGGUUAAAGUCUCUCAAGGUGGGCUUUGAACCCAUGACCCAGUCAACUGGAGACCUGUACCAACACAGCCUGCCAUCCACGCUGUCCCCUGCUCCGGUUCCCAUGCACAGCCCACUUCUUUCAGCCGGUGGGAGGUUGGAGGAUAACUUGCCACCAAAGCUAAGGAAGAUGAAUGCCGACCGCUGAAAUCCAGACAGUCCUGGACUAUAACAACAUACAGACAGUGACCUCUGACCACAAACACAUGAAAAGAAGAGUCAAAGAUGUACUUUACCCUUGGAGGCUUUGAUUAAAACAAAAAAAACAAGAGGUUUAUUCAUUUUUAUUUCUUGAGACUAAAUCUUUACUGGAAUUACUGUGAUUUUGUGCUUAGCAGAGGCUAUGCUAUUAUUAAUUUACGCUUUGGUACACACAACCAGAAAACACAAACUUUGAGCUUAAAGCAAACUUGAUUAUUCUGCAAGAGUUGUGCAUGUAUACACUAAAUCCAUUGUUUAAUGUAUGCACCACUACACUUAACUGUCAAUCUUAGUUUUAUCUAAAUAUAAAUUAUAUUAAGAUGAUAAUA
Molecule: messenger RNA, 2291 nt
Organism: Pundamilia nyererei
Lineage: Eukaryota; Metazoa; Chordata; Actinopteri; Cichliformes; Cichlidae
Gene: kcnj19a
Product: potassium inwardly rectifying channel subfamily J member 19a
Exons: 3
Coding region: 362-1909 (515 amino acids)
Biological process (GO): potassium ion import across plasma membrane; regulation of monoatomic ion transmembrane transport
Cellular component (GO): plasma membrane
Molecular function (GO): G-protein activated inward rectifier potassium channel activity
Source: RefSeq, a predicted model, not a curated record